AUGUCAAGAGGCGAAUCUUUGCCAGUAGCAAGAAUGAAACGUGCAGUGUCGGUUGCUGUUGUUGUCUUGUUAGUUUGUUUGUUGUUGAUCAACAGUUAUUGUAGUGCAAGAGUUUCGUCUAUUAUUCGUGGAGUUUCUUCAUCAUCUAAUGGUGGAUCAUCGGUUUGUAGAGCUUUGGCUCUUGGUGGAGGAGGCGAUCGUGGAGCUUAUGAAGCUGGUGUUUUAAAGUAUUUGGAACAAGUUCAAUAUCAAGUCAUUGGAGGAAUCAGUGCAGGAGCCAUUAACUCUGUAGCACUCUCUCAAUACAAGAUUGGAGAUGAAAAAGCUGCAGUUGCAUUCAUCUUGAACAAAUGGUUGAGUUUACAAAAAUCUCAAGUUUACAAAGAUUGGCCAUUGGGUAUUGCUGAGGGAUUUCUUAUUAAGAGUGGAUUGUUUAAUACCUCUCCUUUACAUAAUUUCCUUACUGCCAAUGUAAAUGUCACAAAAAUUAGACAAUCUGGCAGAAGUUUACUUUUGGGAGCUACGAAUCUUGUGACGAAUUCAUACGAAAGAUUUGAUCAAUUUACAGAUGAUUUGAUUGAGGCAACUAGAGCUUCAAGUGCAGUUCCUGGAGUAUUCGAAGCAGUUCCACUCACAAAGAAUGGCAAGGAAUCUCUCUAUGUGGAUGGAGGUGCCAAAUACAUGACACCAGUUUCAGAUACAAUUGCCGAAUGUUUCAGAAAGACUAAUGCCUCUCGUGUUGAAGUUGAUGUCAUCUUGGCCAUUGGUGAUUUACAAUUUGGAAGUCAUGACAUCUUCAAUAAGGUUCAAACUACACCAUUCAUCUUAUUGAGAACUUUAUUUGGAGUUGUGGAUGAUAUCUUUACAAAAGAUAUUGAGAAUGCUCAGAAUGCAUUUGGUAAUCGUGCUACUAUUAGAGUAUUCAAGCCAUCGAAAUGGUUGCCUGGAUACUUUUUAGGUUUUACAGAUGCUGCUGAAAUGAUUCAACAAGGAUAUCAAGAUGCUGCCAAUGUUAUUAAGAAGUAAAACUGUAGAGU
Naegleria gruberi is the source of this 1037-nucleotide messenger RNA. Its product is annotated as patatin. The transcript is spliced from 2 exons. Bases 1 to 1026 code for a protein of 341 amino acids. Lineage: Eukaryota; Heterolobosea; Eutetramitea; Acrasida; Naegleriidae. The record is from RefSeq and is a predicted model, not a curated record. Gene Ontology annotation, biological process: lipid metabolic process.